Messenger RNA from Puntigrus tetrazona (Sumatra barb), 1941 nucleotides. RefSeq names its product cyclin-dependent kinase 16-like. Gene Ontology annotation, molecular function: ATP binding; protein kinase activity. The annotation marks the transcript as partial. Gene Ontology annotation, cellular component: nucleus; synaptic vesicle; cytoplasm. The record is from RefSeq and is a predicted model, not a curated record. Gene Ontology annotation, biological process: neuron projection development; exocytosis; protein phosphorylation. Lineage: Eukaryota; Metazoa; Chordata; Actinopteri; Cypriniformes; Cyprinidae. The transcript has 5 exons.
AUUUUCCUGUUUCAGCUAUUGCGAGGCCUAGCUUAUUGCCAUCGGCAGAAAGUUUUGCACAGAGACCUAAAACCUCAGAACCUUCUCAUCAAUGACAGGGGAGAGCUCAAACUUGCUGACUUCGGUCUUGCACGUGCAAAGUCAGUGCCCACAAAGACAUUUUCUAAUGAAGUAGUCACUCUCUGGUACAGACCUCCUGAUGUGCUGCUAGGAUCAACAGAGUACUCCACCUCUAUUGACAUCUGGGGUGUAGGUUGUAUAUUUUACGAAAUGAUCACAGGACGCCCCCUCUUCCCUGGCUCAACAGUGGAAGAUGAGCUUCAUCUUAUAUUUCGUAUACUGGGUACUCCUACUGAAAAGUCUUGGCCAGGAAUUAACACCAAUGAUAACUUCCUUUCAUACAACUUUCCCCAUUAUGAUGGAGAACCUCUGAUUACUCAUGCACCCAGGAUUACCAAUGAUGGACAUGAUCUACUAUGCCAGUUAUUACAGGUAAAGUAUGCAUUUGAUACCUUUGAAAAGAAAAAAAAAACAAUGUACUAACCAUUCUGGGUUUAAAAGACAGUGAAAAGUGGAGACAACCCUGCUGACCAUUGUUGAAGCACUUCGACUGUCAAGAGUGAGCAGAAGAUGUAGGGUGUAUGGGACAGAGCUCAUUCUCCAAAAAAAGACAGAAAGAAGAGAUUUAAAUGUGUGCGGGUGGAGGCUGGCUGUGGGUAUGUGACGUAAGGAACUGGUUGCUGAUGGCUGCCACCUUAUCAGUGAAGAAGCUGACAAAGUCAUCAUCAGUCAGAGAAGAAUAAUCUCUACUAAUGAGCUGGGGAGUUGAAUCAGGUGUGUUAGAUGAGGGAGACACAGUUACAAAUGGCGUGAGGAUCCAUUUGCAGGCUUUUAUUCGACAAAGGCAUGGUCAAGCAGGCAGACGUCAAAAACACAGCAAACAGGAAUAUAGGAGGCAAGGCGGCAACAACAAAAUCCAAAAACAGGCAGCAAACAUUCAAAAAGCAAAGACAGGCAGAGUCAAAUCCAGAGAAUACCCAUAGGGAAAAACAACAAAGAACGAACAAGGUUUAUACUAACUAAAAUGCUACAUGUUAGUGAAAUGCCUGCUUCAGAAAUUGUAGUCAGCAAACAGGAAGUAGUAGCAGAGGAAGCGAUCGUAGUUCAUGCUAAGGUUAGAGCUCCUUCUGCUGGCUUGGCGUGAAGUUUUGCUUCAUUGGGAAUGUUGGGAAUGAAUGUGUAAUCCAAGAUGGUGGCGCGGCAGUAGCACUCAGUGGCCACUCCGGAACCAAAAUAGUGUUUUUUGUUUGGGAGGGCAAAAUGAUGGCUCAGCCAUAAGGGAGUGGUUCACGAUAUCAUAGUAACAAGGUAGGGGUUUCUAUCUGUGCCCUUGCACCCUAACUUGUGCCGGCCAGUUUGCUGAGUAGAUUAUUUUGAAAGCUAACUUUGGCCGCUGUCUUCUUUAGAUUAUCAUAAUAUGUUAAUGAUCAGUCCAGGGUAAUUCCGAGGUACAUCGAAUUUGGGUCAUGUUUGAUCUCCUGGCCCUUGAGGUAGAUAUUGAGAUCCUAUUUUGCUUGUGCAUUGUGGAGGUGGAAGAUACUGGAUACCAUCUUAAUUGCACUGGGUUGGAAUCGCCACCUACUGAAGUCUACCAACAAAUCCAUGUCCUUGUUCAGUACUUUCUUGACCUCAUCAAAUUUUCGAAGUUGGGUUCCAAUGCAGAUGUAAUCAGGGUAAAUUAAUUUGUGGGACCAUGUUGCUGGAAAAUAAUUAAUACAGAUGUUGAAAAGACAGGACGGAGCUGUUUUUGUCUGCCAUAUGUACUCGAAAAUGUCAUGGAGCAAGAGUUCCAUAGCCUCUAGUACAAAAUGCGGAAAAAGAUAGUUUCAGACCAUGUGAUAUUGCAUUUGGCUUGUAGUGAACUCAUAAAUAGAAUUUGGA